Messenger RNA from Rotaria sp. Silwood2, 216 nucleotides. NCBI's taxonomy places the organism in Eukaryota, Metazoa, Rotifera, Eurotatoria, Philodinida, Philodinidae. The record is from the annotation of a GenBank genome assembly.
AUGAGUUCAAUUCAUCCAGCUCCUCUUUUAUCCAGUUUACCUUGCGAAUGGUGUUCUCAACUAACACUUCGUGACCAAUUCACAAAGUUUUGUCAGCAUAAAGUUUGUAAUCAAUGUAUUCUUAUUGAUAAACAAUGUCGAUCGGAUUGUCCACUAUGCUGGUAUAUAAAUGCAGCACAAUUUAUACGUCAAAAUAAAAUCUGUUCUGGUAAUUAG